Geodia barretti is the source of this 1347-nucleotide messenger RNA. The record is from the annotation of a GenBank genome assembly. Lineage: Eukaryota; Metazoa; Porifera; Demospongiae; Tetractinellida; Geodiidae.
CAGAUUGAUGAGAUAGACACAAACAACGACAUGGACGAGGGCUGUCUGCAAGUGUGUGUGGAUAUCUGGGUCACCAAACUACAGCCAUCCUGGGAGAAACUGUCUCAUGUACUGAAGGAACUGGGGGAAGUGGAACUGGCGCGUCAGGCCUGGAGUGAAGAUCAAGACCCAGACGUUGGUGGGGGAGCAGCAAAUUUCGAGGUGCAGCCACAGGAGUCUACUGCACAGAUGGGUGGCACCACCACUGUGGCUAGUGAGCUAAGCGCUCCCCAGAGUGCUGAUGAUGCAGAGAGCAGAGGAUCUAAGAUCACCUUGUUGAAGAGCACUGGCAAAUGUGAUAGGCCUUAUAAGGAGCCACUGGUGAGAGUUUUCAAGGAGAACUGUGGCCACGAAGGCAAUGUAGACAGUGAGAGUGGUUACAUCAUCAACAAUGAAAGCAAUGAUGUAAUAGACGAUGGUGUUGAGGAGGAGAAUAACAAUAUUGAGCUGUCUUCUUUCGCCAAGUGCAUGCAGGAACAGUGUGAAAAUGGAGAGGCAGCGGUGUUUGCUCUUGGAAGUGUGGACCACAGUGUGUCGGCAUUGAAAGUUCCUGAUGUUCACCAUGUCUUUGACAGGGUGCUACCACUCCAGAGUAAGGCCAUGAUACACACAAGAAGUGAAUUUGGGGCUACAGAUGCUAGUGGUCUGGCUGAAGUGGCUGCAAAGCUGGAUUCUGAGGGAUGUGGAGAAGGGUCAGCCGAUAAGACUACAUAUGGAAUUCAGAUGCAGCGGCAGGCAGUGGAAUGUAAGACCACUGGGCCCAGACUCCCUGACGGUGAGUCACAGAAGCCAGCUGCUGCUGAAGCCAACCGUGUGCCUUCCACUGCAACAAAGUUCAAGAAAAGGAAGAGAAGGAAGAGAAGGAGGAGACGCUCUCUCUCGCCACCUACAAGUGAAGAGCGUGGCCAGUCUCAGUGUACACAGACAAAGGCCAAGAAAUCGAGUGGGGACAUGCCCCUCGACUAAUGGGUACUGCACAUGGGUGCUGUUUUCAACUUACUGUAAUUUAGUUUUAGCAGAUUGUGUGCUGUUUUCAACUUACUGUAAUUUAGUUUUAGCAGAUUGUGUGCUGUUUUCAACUUACUGUAAUUUAGUUUUAGCAAAUGCAGAUUGUGUGCUGACUCAAACUUAUUUAUAGCUGCUGUAUAUACCUUUUUACUAAUAUUUGUACUGUUUUGUAUUAUAAAGCAUCUCAAUUAUUUUGAUAAGAUGACCAAUGGAGAAGCUGGCACAGUCAUUUGCACAUGUACAUUCUAUGCCAUUUCCACCUGGUAAUGAACCGUGAUGUCCUGUGGGUAGCCGCAGUUG